AACCGAGGAAGUGCCUCGUGCCCGAACUAACAUUUGCCGCUGACGCGGCUGCGGAGGGUCAUUUCGUAUGAUCAAGGAGCUACACCCAGUGGGAGUAUCGCUGCGGCUGAGACGGGCGUACUAAAGCGAGGUUUUGAGGCUGAAGUUGAGUUAUCUUUCUUGUCUUAUACUGGGCGGUGUUUUCGAUUUACUGGCCACGACCAUGCGUCGGCUGCAUGUCCUUUACCGUCCCCUAAAGUUAUUAUUUCCCGGAGGAAGAACGAAGCCGUGGAGCAGGUUCAUUCCUUGCAGAUUGGCGUCGUUCAAAGCGGACGCGACCCUCCAAGAUGUCAAUAGCUUUGUUGCCCGAACCAAAACUUGCGGGGAGCUGCGAUUGGCUCAUAUAGGUCAAGAGGUCACCCUAUGUGGAUGGAUUCAAUAUAAGAGGCAUGAACAGUUUGUGGUUUUGAGAGAUUUCCAGGGACUUACCCAGAUACUCAUACCCCAGGAAGAGGCUGCUUCCUAUCUGAGAAAGCUCUUUUCUGAUGCUCCGGUUGAGUCUGUUGUGCGAGUGACUGGGGUUGUUAUUCCCCGGCCGCCUGGACAGGCAAACCCUAGGAUGCAAACUGGAGAUAUUGAAGUAAAAGCAGAAACUGCGGAGGUUCUGAACUACUGUAAGAAACUACCAUUUGAAAUAAAAGAUUUCUCUAAGAAAACUGAAGCACUGCGAAUGCAGUAUCGUUAUUUGGACUUAAGAAGUAUCCAGAUGCAGUAUAAUCUCCGGCUAAGAUCCCAGAUGGUGAUGAGAAUGCGAGAAUAUCUCUGUAAUCAUUACGGUUUUGUGGAUGUAGAAACACCAACACUAUUCAAGAAAACACCAGGGGGUGCAAAAGAAUUUGUGGUGCCUUCCCGGGAGGCUGGAAAGUUCUACUCACUUCCUCAGAGCCCUCAACAGUUUAAGCAGCUCCUGAUGGUAGGAGGUCUGGACAGGUAUUUCCAAGUUGCCCGCUGUUACCGAGAUGAAGGUUCAAAGCCAGACAGACAGCCUGAAUUCACUCAGAUAGAUAUUGAGAUGUCAUUUGUAGACCAAGCUGGAAUUCAAGCUUUAAUCGAGGGCAUGCUGCAGUAUUCCUGGCCUGAGGAAAAGGGGCUCUUCAAAGUACCGUUCCCUUCAAUCACCUAUGAUGAGGCACUAUCCACUUAUGGGACUGAUAAACCUGACACUCGUUUUGGAAUGAAGAUCAUUGAUGUCGGUCACAUUCUCAGGAAUGUGGAAGUUGGCUUUUUGCAGAACUCUCUCAGUGAGCCCCAUGCCACAGUGAGAGCCAUUUGCAUUCCCCAGGGAGCGAAAUACCUUCAGAAUAAAGAUUUGGAGUCCUUCAAUGAAUUGGCAACAUCCCAAUUUAACCAGGAUGUAUCAUACUUGAUUUUGAAGUCUGAUGGCAAUGUGAAGUCCCAACUUGGAAAAUUCCUUAAUGAAGAACAAAAAACGGAGCUCAUCAGAACAGUUCAGGCCAACUUGGAGGAUGUGGUGUUGCUGGCUGCUGGCCAACAAAGAAAGGUGUGCUCUGCAUUAGGAAAGCUACGCUUGAAGAGUGCUGAACUUUUGGAAGCAAAAGGUCUGUCACUUCGCGACCCUUCUGCCUUUCACUUCCUGUGGGUGGUAGAAUUCCCACUUUUCCUCCCAAAAGAAGAAAAUCCUGAAGAAUUAGAAGCUGCUCAUCAUCCUUUCACUGCUCCCCAUCCCUUGGACGAGCAUCUCCUUUACUCAGAUCCCAGACAGGUUCGAGGUCAGCACUAUGAUCUGGUAUUGAAUGGUAGUGAGAUUGGAGGUGGCUCUAUUCGAAUCCACAAUGCAAAGCAGCAGCGUUUCAUACUUGAGACAGUUUUGAAGGAGGACACUGAGCUGCUUUUUCACCUCCUUGAAGCUCUGGAGUGUGGUGCACCCCCACAUGGAGGAAUUGCGCUAGGGCUUGACAGACUGAUUUGUCUUCUAGUUGGAGGUUCAAGUAUUCGAGAUGUCAUUGCUUUCCCUAAAUCUUUCAGGGGGAGAGAUCUGAUGAGCAAUGCUCCAGAUUAUGUUGACCCACAAGAGCUUGAACCAUAUCAUGUGCAGGUUACAUGGCCUUUGACAGAGGCCAAAGCAAGGACUAACUGAAAAUUAUCCAUUCUUGG
This is a messenger RNA of Python bivittatus (Burmese python), 2154 nucleotides long. It is a transcript of the gene DARS2, whose product is annotated as aspartyl-tRNA synthetase 2, mitochondrial. The record is from RefSeq and is a predicted model, not a curated record. Gene Ontology annotation, cellular component: mitochondrion; cytoplasm. NCBI's taxonomy places the organism in Eukaryota, Metazoa, Chordata, Lepidosauria, Squamata, Pythonidae. Gene Ontology annotation, molecular function: ATP binding; nucleic acid binding; aspartate-tRNA ligase activity. Gene Ontology annotation, biological process: aspartyl-tRNA aminoacylation.